Molecule: messenger RNA, 3041 nt
Organism: Apis laboriosa (Himalayan honeybee)
Lineage: Eukaryota; Metazoa; Arthropoda; Insecta; Hymenoptera; Apidae
Product: choline transporter-like protein 1
Exons: 17
Coding region: 1097-2884 (595 amino acids)
Biological process (GO): transmembrane transport
Cellular component (GO): membrane
Molecular function (GO): transmembrane transporter activity
Source: RefSeq, a predicted model, not a curated record
GUUUCAAGCUGAACUCGUUACGAACGAGUUUGUGCAUUGGCCAGAGAAUUUCCAAGUCCCAUGAAACUUCGUCGCCGGAGUUUCGAGCAACAAUGUUAAUCGCGACGAUGCGAAGUAACGUGACCGGGACACCGUGACCCGGGUCCACGGUGUGUUGUGCAUUUCGUCCUGAUUGUCAGCGAGAAAAUAUAGUAUCUUAUCUUAUUUGGCGAUCUCGUUUUAUAGUUAUCUGGAUCGAGUUCAACGGGAAUCGUCAAUUUUCUUUUAUUGCAGACUACGACACCACUCCAUUCUAGUGGCUUUUCUUUCGAUAAUUUCCUCCGACAGAAGUUUGUCUUUACAGGUUUAUUGACAAAUUACGCUGUUUCUUAGAUUUCGUCGUUUCUUUCUUCGUAUUUUUUUCUUCCUUCUUUUUUAAUGGGAUCCAAGUGUUGUCCUCAAAUUGAACUCCCGUUCUUUAUAGACCAUAAACCACUUUACAAAGAAUAUCGACAGGCAUGCUCGAUUUCUCCGUACCAUUGUUUGCAGUGGGUACAGCUUGCUAUCUCGAUUGACGUUGUUUAUCGGUGGGAAAAGUUUGCACGUGCUUUUCGCACGUACGAUACUCUAGUUAAAUUCAAUCGAUUGGGGAAUACCUAUGAGAUUUUAGCCCGAGUUUCAUCGAGGUUUUUUCAUGGAAAUCCGGCUUACUUAACUUAUUUAACAACUAUUUGAAAAUACGCAGUAGAAUGUGCUCGUUAAUAAAUCGUCGUUAUCCUUGAACGAAGGAAGCCACGGAUUAUUAUUGCAACGAGAUUACGAUCGAGCGAGCUCAGUUCAGUUAUAUUCUUUGAAUCGUCAACACGUACUGGCAACAAGAGUUUGGUUGAUGCAAGAACAUUGACACGCUGUGUUGAUGACUCACGAUGCCUGUUUUUAUUGUGUCUGCUCUCUUUGUGGUUUCAUUCGUGCACCGUGACUUGGAUCUGCUACGUAAGAAUUACUAAUCUUCCGGAUCAACAUCUGAGCGGACGCAUCCGUGACACCGGCCAGUGCAGGACAGGAUCAGGAGGAGCAGCACCCCGCCUAUUUCCAAGGAUUACCACGUUUCUCGAGGAUGGGCUGUUGCUGCUGCACGGACGAGCCAUCGUCCAAGGUGGAGCCUGGGACACCGGAAAACGAAGGGAUGUCGUCGAGGCACUCGGACCAGAUUUUCGUCACCGAUCGAUCCUGCACUGAUAUCCUCACUUUGAUCAUUCUGAUCGGUCUGAUCAUCGGUUUUGGUUUCCUGUUGAGCAUCGUUGUUCAGAAAGGAGACGUUUACCGCAUUAUAAAUGGCUACGAUGACUGCGGGAAUGUUUGCGGCCGUGUCACUCCGUCUCAUCCCGAAUUCCAAUGCCUGGAUAGUAAGAAUGGUGACAACACGAAGAAUCCGUACUUGAAGAUCACCAUGGAUGAAAGCGGUGUGAAAAAACGCGAAUGCACAAACAAUUGCACCGAUCAACAUAUGGUAUUCCUGAACCGUUGUGUGCCUAAGGAUAUAUCUGAAACAAUCACUUCUCUGAUUAAUAAGCUCGGUUUGGAUAAUUUUUACAAGGAGGCUUGCAGAGAUCUUACUGUUGCUUGGAGGGAGAUCGUUUACUUAUUGCUGAUCGCUUUAGGCAUUUCAGUGGCUAUUUUGAUUGCCUUCCGUUAUUUAGUACAAUGGGUCGUUUACAUGGUCCUAAUUGGUGUUAUUCUAGCUUGCAUCGGUGGUUCAACGUAUCUUUGGUUAGCCUGGUAUGCAGAAAGGAAAGCGGUAGAAGCACACAAAAUAACAGAAGAAGAUUCGAGUGAACAGUCUUACUUCAUUUAUGCAAUCACGUUGACUGUUAUUACGGUCAUCACACUUUUGAUCGUUUUAGUGAUGAGAAAAAGAAUCGCUCUCGUAAUGCAACUGUUCCGUGAAGCAGGAAAAGCUGUUUACGCAAUGCCAGUCCUUCUUCUCCAGCCUAUAUACACUUAUCUCUUGAUCGGUAUCACUGUAUGUGCCUGGAUUUAUUGCAUGCUUUGGAUAGAAAGCGCAGGAAAUAUUUACAAGAACAAGAAGAAUCACAUCCAUUUCCGGAAAGAUAGCAUUGUGAUUGCAAGUAGAUGGUACAAUAUCUUUUUCUUCUUCGUCACCUGUGAAUUCCUUCUAGGCUGCCAGCAUAUGGUUGUUGCCCUCGCUGUUGCACGUUGGUUCUUCACCAGAAACAAGAACCAACUCUCUCUGCCAGUUGCUCGUGGUUUUUGCUAUCUCACACGAUAUCACUUGGGCACGGUCGCAUUUGGUGCACUGAUUAUUGGUAUAGUUCGAUUGAUAAGAGCUAUUAUUUUAUUCGUGCAAAAUCGUCUGAAACAUUACGAUAAUGAUCUCGUACGAGUAAUAUUAUGGUGCUGCCAUUGUUGUUUCUGGCUUUUCGAAUGCGUUUUAAAGUUUCUCACCAGGAACGCUUAUAUCGAAACAGCAAUAUAUGGAUGUAAUUUUUGUAGAGGGGGUAAAAAGGCUUUCCAAGUUUUGUCCAGCAAUAUAUUAAGAGUUGCAGCUAUUAAUAGUGUUGGAGAUUUUGUCCUGUUUUUAGGAAAAGUGUUAGUAGUUACGUUAACAGUUGUUUCAGGAAUUUAUUUAAUUCAGAAGAAAGAAGGACUCCAUUAUCCAUGGAUACCAAUUGCAUUGGCUGGAGUUUUUGCUUUCAUAGUGGCGCAUUGCUUUAUUUCCAUCUAUGAGAUGAUCAUAGAUACGAUAUUCAUUUGUUUCUGCGAAGACUGCGAGAAGAAUGAUGGCAUCAAUAGGCCUUACUUCAUGAGCCGUGGAUUGAUGGAAUUUGUUGAAAAUAGCAAAAAAGCACUCCAAUACGCGAACCAUCAUGCUGCUGAGUCAUAAAGAUUCGAUUGCUCUUAUUAAACAUUUGGGAAAUGCAAGGAUCUUCAGAUUUACUAUGGCAUAAAACACACGAAAAUCUGGCGAAUGAACGUCAAUUAUACUAAAUCUUUCAGCCAUAGGCAUCAGAAUUUUCCAAAAAUAAACCAAAUGUUUUUCA